GGGGUGGGGAAGCUGGUUAAAGGAGGCAGCUAUGUCUCUCUGAUCAGUCCGGACAAAAGGACCUUACAAUCAUCAUUGAGAAAAUGCAUCAAGAUGACGGCCCUGCGGAUAUAGAGAUGGAGAACAUCACAUUUCAAAUCAAAGGGACUUUUGCAAGUAUCACCCAGCUCAACAGUUGGAAAACGUACAUCUCCUCUACUCCAGGCGAUUAUCAGAAUUUCUUAAAACAAUUUCCUGUUAAGGUUGCAAAUGGAAUCUUCAAUCUGACGAUCUACCCGGAAACUACCUUCACCUUGACGACGUUGACGACCGGACAUAAAGGGGAACCCCCGAAACCCCCAGCUUCCGUCCCUUUUCCACUGUCAUAUGCGGAGGACUUUGAACAGUAUGAGGUGGGUGAAGAGCCCUACGUCCUGGCCCCACAGACUGGGUCAUUUGAGGUCAUGGACGUCGGAGGCACUCGUGGAAAGGUCAUGCGACAGAUGACCUUGCAGCGACCUGUGACCUGGUGUCAAGCAGAUUAUGUUGAGAUGGGCGUGGCCGUUAUUCAGACUGGCUCGGGCGAUGUCGUCCUUGACUGUGACAUUAAAGUGCAAUCCGGUGCGAAUGCUUCUAAGGGAGCCUUCAUCGCCGCUCGUCUGGACCAAGGAGGAUGCUGGUUGACAGAGACAAAGGGUGUCUUCUUCUUCAUUUUCCCCAGAGCAACAUAUUCAUGGUCACUACUGGAUUUGACCUGAAAACUGUCCUAGCAGCCGGAAAGAUGCUUGUGGACCUGGACUGGAACACACUGUCACUUACUGUUAGGGAUACUCAGGCGACAGGUUUCAUCAAUGGCAACAUGGUGUUCAAAAUUACUGUUCCAUCUGAUAUCAAAUAUGGCAUGGUGGCAGUAGGAUCGGGAUCGUAUGGUUAUGCAGACUUUGACAACUUGAAGCUAGAACUACCUAAUCUGUAGUUCACAUGAAUACAUAAAUGUAUACCAUCUGAAUAACAAGACACCACAUAGUGACACACUUUCAGACAGUUUCCUGUUACAUUGAAUGAACAUUAUGCCCAUGGACAAAUCGUAUUUUGUUAACAAUAUAAUGCUGUCAUGUCGCCCUUAGAAAUGAAUAAACAUGAUUUCCAUUCCUUCAUUAUGAGACAGAAUGGAUUUCUGGUGCAAUGAUAA
This is a messenger RNA of Haliotis rubra (blacklip abalone), 1171 nucleotides long. RefSeq names its product galactocerebrosidase-like. The transcript is spliced from 8 exons. Gene Ontology annotation, molecular function: galactosylceramidase activity. Bases 84 to 737 code for a protein of 217 amino acids. Gene Ontology annotation, biological process: galactosylceramide catabolic process. The record is from RefSeq and is a predicted model, not a curated record. Gene Ontology annotation, cellular component: lysosome. NCBI's taxonomy places the organism in Eukaryota, Metazoa, Mollusca, Gastropoda, Lepetellida, Haliotidae.